Messenger RNA from Theileria annulata, 612 nucleotides. RefSeq names its product deoxyuridine 5'-triphosphate nucleotidohydrolase, putative. Gene Ontology annotation, biological process: dUTP catabolic process; dUMP biosynthetic process. Gene Ontology annotation, molecular function: dUTP diphosphatase activity; magnesium ion binding. Lineage: Eukaryota; Apicomplexa; Aconoidasida; Piroplasmida; Theileriidae. The record is from RefSeq and is a predicted model, not a curated record. The coding region runs from base 1 to 612 and encodes 203 amino acids. The transcript has 5 exons.
AUGAGAUUAAUUAAUCGUAUCACACUAGAUGUAUGUAAUUUAUUAGAGAAUAAAUGUAUGUUUCCCCUGAACCCUAUAUUGUCAAUUUCGAGGUUCCCAAAGAUUAAACGAGUCGGAUUCUACAGCCCUUGCCUGAUUAAAAGGAUGAUGCACGUUCUCCUGAAGCCUAACAACGACGAAGUCAAAGCCCUUUACCAAAAUCACAAGUCGUUUUACGAAGGCGACUGCGGGUUGGACCUCUUUUGCGUAGAAGAUCAGACAGUGGAGGCGCAUGAUACGUCAAUAAUUAAUUUGGGUAUCCGAGUGUCGGCAUUCAAGAAACAGGAAGACGGAAGACCCACGAAGUCAGUAGGAUGGUUAAUGUUUCCCAGAAGUAGCAUGGCUAAAACUCCACUCAGAUUAUCAAAUUCAGUUGGUGUUAUUGACCCUCAGUUCCGGGGCGAACUAAGACUAUCACUUGAUAACAUUAAGGAUUUCCCAUAUACAGUAAAGAAGGGAGAUAGGCUUGUUCAAAUGGUUUCAUAUGACGGAGAACCAAUAACAUUUGAGGUUGUUGAUGAAUUGGAUGAAACUCAAAGAGGAAGUAAAGGCUUCGGUUCCACUGGGAGAUAA